Molecule: messenger RNA, 2351 nt
Organism: Equus quagga
Lineage: Eukaryota; Metazoa; Chordata; Mammalia; Perissodactyla; Equidae
Gene: ORAI1
Product: ORAI calcium release-activated calcium modulator 1
Exons: 2
Coding region: 215-1150 (311 amino acids)
Biological process (GO): store-operated calcium entry
Cellular component (GO): membrane
Molecular function (GO): store-operated calcium channel activity
Source: RefSeq, a predicted model, not a curated record
CCCGGGCUUUUGCAAGAGGCGCGGCGGGGCUGCGAGCUGGCGCUGCAGGCGCGUUGACGAUCUCGUCGUUGUCGUCGGCGCCCGGCCACGGGAGGCCGGCCCCCGCGCGGGGGCAGGCGGUCGCUGCCUCAGGCGGAGGCGGAGGUGCGGCGUGGGGUGGGGGCCGCCGCCUUCGCAGGCGCCCGGGCCAGCCCGCGCCUCUGCAGCGUGCUCCAUGCAUCCGGAGCCCGCCCCGCCCCCGAGCAGCAACAGCCCCGAGCUUCCCCUCAGCGGCGGCAGCAGCAACAGCGGCAGCCGCCGGAGCCGGCGCCGCAGCGGGGACGGGGAGCCCCCGGGGUCGUCACCGCCGCCGCCGCCGCCGCCUUCUCCUCCUCCUCCUCCUCCUCCUGCAGUCACCUACCCGGACUGGAUCGGCCAGAGUUACUCCGAGGUGAUGAGCCUCAACGAGCACUCGAUGCAGGCGCUGUCCUGGCGCAAGCUCUACUUGAGCCGCGCCAAGCUCAAAGCCUCCAGCCGGACCUCGGCUCUUCUCUCUGGCUUCGCUAUGGUGGCGAUGGUGGAGGUGCAGCUGGAUGCUGACCACGACUACCCGCCCGGGCUGCUCAUCGCCUUCAGCGCCUGCACCACGGUCCUGGUGGCCGUGCACCUGUUUGCGCUCAUGAUCAGCACCUGCAUCCUGCCCAACAUCGAGGCGGUGAGCAACGUGCACAACCUCAACUCAGUCAAGGAGUCGCCGCACGAGCGCAUGCACCGCCACAUCGAGCUGGCCUGGGCCUUCUCCACUGUCAUAGGCACGCUGCUUUUCCUGGCUGAGGUCGUGCUGCUCUGCUGGGUCAAGUUCUUGCCCCUCAAGAAGCAGCCGGGCCAGACACGGCCCACCGGCAAGCCCCCAGCUGACGGGGCAGCUGCCAACGUCAGCAGCAGCGGCAUCACCCCAGGCCAGGCCGCAGCCAUCGCCUCGACCACCAUCAUGGUCCCCUUCGGCCUGGUCUUUAUCGUCUUUGCUGUCCACUUCUACCGCUCACUGGUCAGCCAUAAGACGGACCGACAGUUCCAGGAGCUAAACGAGCUGGCCGAGUUCGCCCGCUUGCAGGACCAGCUGGACCACAGAGGGGACCACCCCCUGACACCCGGCAGCCACUAUGCCUAAGCCCUCCCAAGUGUGGGUGCUUCAAAGCUUUGGCCUUACGCCCUUCCCCACGACCUUGUCCUGCCCCAGCCUCAAGGACAGCCUGCACACGGGGCUGGGUUUUCAUCAGAGGGCAGAGUGGAGGGAAGAGGCUUCAUUUUUUAAGAGAAAUUACUGCACUUUGAAACUUUCCUCUAAGAGAAUAAGCACUUCCUGUUCUUCCAGCUCCAGGUUCACCUCCUGUGAGGAGGCCACCGGUGGGAGCCAGAACGGGGACAAACACUCCCUUUGUCCCUCCUCCUCCCCCGUGCCAGUGCCACCUGGAUGCCUCCUGUCCUUUCCGUCUUGACCCCUCCCUCCCCGUUCAGCAUCGAGUGUGUGCGUGCGUGUGUGUGUGUGAACACAUAAAUAUACUCACAAGGGACGCCUCCUCUUGUGUCUGUAUCUGUUGGGUCUCGACUGCCUGGUACUAUUUCUCAUGGUGCCCCAAUCAGGUGAGCCUCUGAGCAGAUUUUUUCAAGAUUUUAUUUCAAGAAAUUUCAGAACUAUGCAAAAGUUGCAUGAAUAGUAACUGAAAUGUGUGUGUGUGUGUGUAUAUAUAUAUAUAUAUAGUCAAUUCUUAUUCACAGUAGUUCUGUUCUAUAAAAUCACUGUGAACGCUGAAUUAGUGGAUAUUGAACCACUGCUCCUAAGGGAAAUACGGGGUUAGGUUCCUGCCAGCCUCCAGUUACAUUUUUGUCAACCGAUUGACACAUAGCUUGUUUUAGGUCUGUUUCUGUUUAAAGACACCUUACUUAACAUAUAUGGUUGACUCAUUAACAGGGAACUCACUGCCAAUAGCACUGUCACUUGUGCCUGACUUACCUAACGGGUAUUUUCUCCGUAAGGCACGUCACAGCCUUGCUGUGCUCAGGAACAGUAGAUAGCGAGUUUGCACUCCACUUGAGAUCCAGUACUAACUCCUAAAAGCAAGGACAUUCUGCUACAUAACCUUAAUUCAAUGACCAAAUUCAGGACAUUUGAUACAAUACUAUCACCUAAUAGAGUGUUUGUGUUCACUUUCCCUCUCGUCCCAAUCAUGUCCUCUCUAGAUGUGAUUUUUCCAUUCAAGGUCAUGUGUUGCACUGAGUUAUCACAUCUCGUUAAUCGCCUUUAAUUUGAAACAUCUUUCUUUGUCCUUUGUAACAUUGACCUUUUUUUUUUUUGGAGGAAGAUUAGCCCU